Messenger RNA from Strongyloides ratti, 1773 nucleotides. Its product is annotated as G protein-coupled receptor, rhodopsin-like family and GPCR, rhodopsin-like, 7TM domain-containing protein. The transcript has 4 exons. Bases 1 to 1773 code for a protein of 590 amino acids. Gene Ontology annotation, molecular function: G protein-coupled receptor activity. The record is from RefSeq and is a predicted model, not a curated record. NCBI's taxonomy places the organism in Eukaryota, Metazoa, Nematoda, Chromadorea, Rhabditida, Strongyloididae. Gene Ontology annotation, cellular component: membrane. Gene Ontology annotation, biological process: adenylate cyclase-activating adrenergic receptor signaling pathway.
AUGGAAAGAAGAUUGCCUAUAUCAAAUUAUAAUGAUACAAAUGUUGCUGAAAUGUUAUUUCCUAAUACAGAUUCAGAUACAUCAAAUUAUCAAAAAAUGAUUGAAGAAACAACCAAACUAUAUUCAUCCUCAAAUAAUAUAUUUGUAAAUGAAAAUGAAGUUUUUAAAAAUGAUAAUAAUACUUUUUCAUGUAAUAAUCAAUUAUGCAUAAUACUUCCAAAUAUAUUAAUUGCCAUAUUUUUAAUUUUUUUAAUAUUAUUAACUAUUUUUGGAAAUAUUUUAGUGGUACUUUCAGUUAUUGUAUAUAAAAGAAUGAGAACAUUUACAAAUAUUUUAUUAACAUCGUUAGCAACAUCAGAUCUUUUAGUAGGAUUAAUGGUAAUGCCAUUAUCAUUAAUUGAUUUACUACACCACCAUCAAUGGCCUUUUAAUGCAUUAUUAUGUAAAAUAUGGGCAACAACAGAUGUUCUUUUAUGUACUGCUUCAAUAUUAAACCUUUGUAUUAUUUCAAUAGAUCGUUAUCUUGCAAUUACUUAUCCAUUAAAAUAUUCCAGAACACGUUCUAAAACUAUGGCAUUUUGUUUACUUUCAGCUGUUUGGGGUUUAUCGUUUAUAGUUUGUAGUCCACCAUGGAUAAUCCCUUCAUGGAAAAUGGAUACAUCUAUUGAUAAAGAUAAAAAUUCUUGCAGUUAUCCACCAUCAAUAACUUAUAGAAUAUACAGUGCUUUAGGAUCUUUUUAUAUACCACUUUUAGUUAUGCUUAGUGUUUAUUUUAAAAUUUUUCGUGUAGCAUCAACAAGAGAAGCAAUGAUUCGAGAAGGACUGGGAACUUGUCGGUUAAGUAAAAAUGCAAAUAAUGAGAAUAAAAAAUUAAAAAAAGCAACAUUCACAAAAUCUGUUCAAUUUUUACGUUCAAAAAAAUAUAAUACCAACCACAAAGAUAAUAAAUACAAAAGAAAUUUAAAUAGUUAUACUACGGGUCAAUUAAUGAAAAGAGAAUUUGAAAAUAAUUAUCAUUAUACUUCUUCGGGAGUUUAUUGUAGCGCACGUAAAAAUAGUACUAAUUCACUUCAAUAUCCUGUAAUUCAUAAAAAAAAUUUUAAAAGUAGUAUAAAUGCAGUUGAUUGUGCAAAAAAUACAAAAUACAUGUAUAGACAUCGGGUUGAACGUGAAUGUUCAUCAUUAACCGAUCUUACUGUUCAAAAUAAAAGUUUAGAUAAAGAUUCGUAUCAUGGAGGUGUUGACAAAAUAAAAUCAAGUACAUUAAAAAGUAAUUUAAUAAUUGAUAUACCAAAAAUUAAUGAUGAUGAUGAUAAAGAAGUUCAAACUUUAGUUAAAAAAGCACAAACUGCAUAUACUAAAUUACAACCAAAUAAUUUACUUGCUAAAGCACAAAGUCAUUAUAAUACAUAUGGUCCUGGACGUAUUAUAAGAGGUAGUAAAGAAAAAAUGGUAUAUUUAAGAGAAAGAAAAGCUUUAAAAACAAUUGGAAUUGUUGUUAUGGGAUUUAUAAUAUGUUGGAUGCCAUUUUUUAUAUUAUAUUUAAUUGAAGUAAUAAUUGAUGAUCUUAAUAAAUCAACUGCUUUUGGUAUAUUAAAUGUUUUUUUUCUAUGGCUUGGAUAUUCAAAUUCUGUACUUAAUCCUAUUAUUUAUACAAUGUAUAAUGGUGAUUUUAGAAGAUGUUUUAGAGAUCUUUUAACAUUUGGUUGCGUAUCUCGACAAAGACGUACAAUGAGUGUUCGCAAACUUCAUCAACAAUCAACAACAUUUUAA